UUUAUUAAUUACUUUAUUGUUUUUAUGUAUUUUGAACCGUGCAGAAUAAACUCAUGUAAUCAGCAAAUCCGCUGCUCGUAACUCCCGACCAGUUGGUGGCGGUAGCUCACUUUAACCUGCUGGCGGAGAACCGUAAAACAACCAUAAGAAGAAGAACGUAGGCGCGCUAUUCAAGUAGAAACCCGCGCAGGACGAGAGCCACCAACUACCGUCUGAUUAAAUAUUCAUAUUUAUUUGUCUCACAACAUCGGCUUUACGGGUGAGUUGUUCUAAAAUGAUGCCAGCUACCACCAGGAAGCGGAAGCUCUCCCCUCUGGACUGUGAUGGUCAUCCAACCAAGAAAGGGGUGCACAAGGAGUCUCCCAUGAAGACGGGAUCACCCAGGAAACCCCAACCGUCCACCCCACAGAAGAAGCCAAACAAACAUCUGGAAAAGGAGAACUGUCCGUUGCCUCAGAAGUCACCAUGUAGAGUUGCAGCUUCUCCAGCUAAAUCGCCCUCUGGUCUUCCAACCCCCUCCAUCAUGACAAGCUCCUUCUAUGGCAAACAGAAGACUGUCUAUGUCACUCCACUAGAAAGGAAAAUGAUAAGGGAGUCCCUGCCUGCUCGUCCUGUUGCACCUUCCCCUCCUUCUCAGGCCAAGAAACCAGAGAAGAAGAAGAGCAUUAAAGGAGGCAGCAAAGCCAAAAAGGGUCCAGAAUCAAUGCACAGGAAAAACGUGGGGUUCAAAAAUUCUACAACAUCUUCAAAGAAGAGCAUGAUGGCCAACCAUUGCAGUAGUGCAGCUGCACUGGCAGCCUCUGCAGCCACAGUUACCGGCAGCAGGAAUUCAACUGAGCCAAAGAAAGCCAUCACCGUCACCUUCAGCAGUCUCAAAGCCAAGCCAAAGAUCUUUGUGGGGGCUGCUUUCUUCAGCACGGGGAAAAAACCCAUUUCCAUGUUCAAAAAAACUUCGUCAAAGUCUUCAGGCAGGUCGGCUCCAGCCAGGCAGAAGCUCAAAGCUGCUACGCUACCCGUCAAGAGUGAGAAAUCACAGCAGCCACCGCCUGCAGUGACGAUUCCAGAAACUCGGCAUCAGGUUGAUCCCCAGCUGGCGGGCCGAACACAGAACCAACGCAGCACCACACAAAGAAGCAAAUUUGAUCUCUCAGACUGGAUGGACUCUGAUCAGGAUCAGCCAGAGUCUUCUCAGUCGUUAAGCUCUCCUAAGAUGCUGUCAGAGAACUAUGGAAUUACCAGGGACUUGAAGGUGCUGCUGAACCGAACCCCAACAUCUAGUCCAGCAUCCUCAGGCUCACCUUUCAGUGCUCGGAACGAAUGUCUGAAUGGAGGCUCUGAGCUACAAUUUGAGAUGGGUGACAUAAGCCCCGUGAGCACCACCUCCAGCCAGCCUAAAGCAGACAGUGCAGCGAUGUAUCCCAUCUUUGGAUCUGCCUUACAGAGGUUAAAGAGUCCGGCUCUGUGGGGUCCCGUUUCCUGCAGCACCCCCUCUGGCCCAACAGGAACACUGCAGGGUCAGUCCCCCUCACCAAAGGAGCAAAAUGUUCGCCGGAAGAAGGAGAAACACGAUGAAGAUCAGCUCAUUAUUGAUGCAGGUCAGAAAGAGUUUGGAGCAACAACGUGCAGCUCCUGUGGGAUGGUGUACAGCGCAGACAAUCCAGAGGAUCAGUUCCAACACACCCAUUUCCACCAGCGCUUCAUCGAUGCCAUCAAAUAUGUGGGCUGGAAGAAGGAGCGGCUGGUCGCUGAAUUCUGGGAUGGAAAAAUUCUCUUGGUCAUGCCCGAUGAUCCCAAAUAUGCCACAAAGAAGGCUGAAGAUGUGCGACGUGUAGCAGAUAAUGAGCUGGGCUUCCAGCAGGUGGUGCUGAGCCAGGCAUCUCAGGCCAAAACCUACCUGUUUAUCAGCAGCAAGCGCAUGGUGGUCGGAUGUCUGGUUGCUGAACCCAUACGACUGGCUUACAGAGUCCUGGAGCACAAGGACUGCAACACAAGUGCAACCAAGGAGGACUUCAUAGAGCGACAGAGGGCCUGGUGUUGUUCCACCACCCCAGAACCGGCGCUGUGUGGAAUCAGUCGGAUCUGGGUCUUCAGUCUGGCCAGACGACAGGGCAUCGCGACCCGCAUGCUGGACACCGUUAGGAGUUCCUUCGUGUACGGCAGUCACCUAACCAAGGAGGAAAUCGCUUUCUCUGACCCGACACCUGAUGGAAAACUUUUUGCCACCAAGUACUGCAACACGCCGACCUUCCUCGUUUACAACUUCAUUGCAUGAAGUGUGAAAAACGAUCAACUAAACAAAUGAUUUAAAGAUACAAAUUUUAACUGACAGGUUUAGCAGAUUGUCAGAUUGUUGCAUUCUUUCUCAUAUGCAAAGAAAACAUUCAGGGUUCACACCGACAAGCGUAUUUGAUAAUGUCUGAAUAAUUAUUUAAGGGUUAAGGUAUUUGUCUGUAUUUGGAAAUUAAGUUUUGUAGCUUGUAAUGAAACUGGCUGGAUUUAAUCCUGAAAAUUUCCUUGAUUUUUACAGUUUAUUUUUAAAAGCUGCAAAAAAAAAAAAAAAAAAUUUAAAUCACACAAUCUGCACUGAU
Molecule: messenger RNA, 2588 nt
Organism: Thalassophryne amazonica
Lineage: Eukaryota; Metazoa; Chordata; Actinopteri; Batrachoidiformes; Batrachoididae
Gene: esco2
Product: establishment of sister chromatid cohesion N-acetyltransferase 2
Exons: 15
Coding region: 275-2272 (665 amino acids)
Biological process (GO): mitotic sister chromatid cohesion
Cellular component (GO): nucleus; chromatin
Molecular function (GO): protein-lysine-acetyltransferase activity
Source: RefSeq, a predicted model, not a curated record